AUGAGUCUGUCUACAACUCGUGGAACACAUUUCGAUAGGAUCACUGGCUUAGCUGAAAUUGAACUUUUGACCUUCUGGACAUCAGUGCCGUGUCCCAAGGAAUCUCGGAGGAAGUGGAAGUCUCCAAACGUUGCCCACCUGGAUGGAAUCCCGGUAGGAUGGGAUGCACCAAAUCAUGGUAAGGUCUGGAUGCACCACAUUUCGAUAGGCUCGGAUGUACUAGAUUUUGGUAAAUUUGUAGAUGUACCGGCGGGCCUUGGAAGUUUAUUGAUCUAUUUAAAUGGACCAAUCACAGCGAACUUAACACCUUGGCUGACCAAUCGCGUAGCACCUUCUAUUUAG
Helobdella robusta is the source of this 342-nucleotide messenger RNA. RefSeq lists its product as hypothetical. The record is from RefSeq and is a predicted model, not a curated record. Lineage: Eukaryota; Metazoa; Annelida; Clitellata; Rhynchobdellida; Glossiphoniidae. Bases 1 to 342 code for a protein of 113 amino acids. The transcript is spliced from 3 exons.